Musa acuminata AAA Group (dessert banana) is the source of this 2309-nucleotide messenger RNA. Its product is annotated as cell number regulator 13-like. Bases 819 to 2090 code for a protein of 423 amino acids. Gene Ontology annotation, biological process: cell surface receptor signaling pathway. The transcript is spliced from 7 exons. Lineage: Eukaryota; Viridiplantae; Streptophyta; Magnoliopsida; Zingiberales; Musaceae. The record is from RefSeq and is a predicted model, not a curated record.
CUCCCUUCUCUUUUUGGUGUCGAGAGCUGUGUUUCAUGAGAAUUCUCGCUCGAACUUUUUAUUUACCUCGUCAUGCUUCGUUAGAUGGCUGCCCACCAAUUCUUUUGGGUGUCCACUUGAUUCUUUUGUCCUCUCUCUCUCUCUCUCUCUCUCUCUCUCUCUCUCUUCCUCUCCAACUCUCUCGGUGUUCUCAAGAGCAGCGAGUGCAAACAGGUUAUACAAUAACUACUACAAUUGUCUCCCUUCUACGCAAAGCAAUGUCAGAGCAAGCCCCUGCUCACCACCACAGUGGAGAAGGAUGGGUUGGAAUCCGUAAUGUGAAGACAAAGAAUGCUGUGAUGUAUAUUUUUCUCAAGAUAUCUGAUCUUCGAAGAAGAAGCCCUUUUGUUUGAUUCAAAGGUGGAGACAUCCUUCCUCCUCCGAGUGCCAAAGAGGUUAGGUUCUUGGAGCACCGACAAAAGAAAAGAUCAAGCCUCGAUCCAGAUGAAAGAAAAAGGUAGAGGACUCUUUCUUUGAUUCACAGAUGAGGAAUCCUGCUCAUAUGAGAAUCUAAGCCUCACUCCAGGUGAAAGAAAAAGGUAAACGACUCCCGGUCCGACUCCGACUCCUCAGGCUUACAUUCGAGCAUCCUCUGCUAUGUUAGUCUUGUCAGAAUGACAAAGGAAAAGUUAUUGAUCGUAUAUUGUUGUAAUGUGGUAGUCGUCGGAGGAAAUAUCCACAGAUUGUAAGGACUCCGUCUGCUUGAUAAAUGUGUUUUAUCUUCAUUGCUCUUACAGCAGUGAUGCUCAAUUCUGAGAGGUAGGUGUUUCGACCUUGUAAUGGCGUCAUCUUGGGAGUAUAUGGGGGACGUGGCCAACGUCGUCCAGCUGACCGGCCUCGACGCCGUCCGCCUGAUCGGCAUGAUCGUAAAGGCCGCCUCUGUUGCGCGGAUGCACAAGAAGAAUUGCCGGCGGUUCGCGCAGCACCUGAAGCUGAUCGGCAGUCUCCUGGAGCAGCUCAAGAUCUCGGAGCUCAAGAGGUAUCCCGAGACGCGCGAGCCGCUGGAGCAGCUCGAGGAUGCCCUGAGGAGGUCCUACAUUCUCGUCAACAGCUGUCAGGACCGCAGCUACCUGUAUCUCUUGGCCAUGGGGUGGAACAUCGUGUACCAGUUCAGGAGAGCACAGAGCGAGAUCGAUCGGUACUUGAGACUGAUUCCACUGAUCACUCUUGUCGACAAACAUAGAAUCAGGGAAAGAUUGGAGUAUAUUGAAAGGGACCAAUGUGAAUAUAGCUUUGAUGAAGAAGACAGGAAGGUGCAAGAUGUUCUGCUAAAUCCAGUUCCUUGCAAAAGUCAGAGCAUGGUUCUCAAAAAGUCUCUUUCUUGUUCAGACUCAAGCAUGUCAUUUGAUGAAGCUCUUCAGAAAGAAAAUGAGAAGCUUCAGAUGGAACUUCAAAGAUCACAAACUAACCUGGACGUAGGUGCAUGCGAACUUAUCCAACAAUUGCUUGGACUAACCGAGACUAUGGCAAGUGCGUUCCCGGAGAACACCGUAGAACUGAAGAAUUAUGAAAAUGUGGAGUCAGCAUCUGUUGAUGUCCUUGAUGGCAAAGAAGAUUAUUCCUCUUAUGGGAAAUAUUACAGCCAGCAAGAUGACACUUGCAAGGCAUCAUCAAGAACUUCAUCUAUAGCUUCUUCUGGUCAUGAUUUGCUUUCAAAUAAGGCAUCAUCCAGAUAUGAAGAAUGGCACUCAGAUUUACUCGGUUGCUGCUCAGAGCCAUUUUUGUGCAUCAAGACAUGCUGUUUCCCUUGUGGGACUUUUUCAAAAAUCGCUUCGGUGGCAAAAAACAGACAUGUUUCUUCUGCGGAAGCAUGCAAUGACUUCAUGGCGUAUGCAUUGGUUUUAUCCUGUUGCUGUUACACAUGUUGCAUCAGGAGAAAGCUUCGUAAAAUGCUGAACAUUACGGGAGGUUUAUGUGAUGAUUUCCUCUCACACCUGAUGUGCUGCUGCUGUGCCUUCGUUCAAGAAUGGCGCGAAGUGGAGUUUCGUGGGACUAAUGUUGUCGAUAAGACGAAAACAAAUCCACCAGCUUCUCAAUACAUGGAAUCUUGACUACACAGAAUGGCAGCAAUAGACCUCAGUCUGGCCACAGGAAAUGAUGGAAGUAGUGCUAGUCGUCUUGUGUGUACAAUAUCUGUGUGUGUGUGUGUAUGUGUAGUACUGGUAUAUUGCACUUGGGUAUUCAUUCAUUUGUAAGUGAAGAUAACUUGGUGUGUUUGUAGAACGGGAUAUGCUUCUGCUAUUGAAAGUAAAAGAAGGUUAAUUAUUGCA